Lathyrus oleraceus (garden pea) is the source of this 526-nucleotide messenger RNA. RefSeq names its product putative glutaredoxin-C14. Bases 66 to 461 code for a protein of 131 amino acids. The transcript has a single exon. The record is from RefSeq and is a predicted model, not a curated record. NCBI's taxonomy places the organism in Eukaryota, Viridiplantae, Streptophyta, Magnoliopsida, Fabales, Fabaceae.
ACUGAGCAAAAAACUGAAUUUGCUUACUUUGUUCUAUUCCACUAUCUCAGUUUACAACAAACACCAUGUUCAAUCAAGAGAAGCUCGUGCAUUACCAAGUAGAACAACAACCAUCAUGGAGUUACUACAUGACAAGAGUAACAAGGACAAUGGAGGAAGAUCAAAUGGAGAGAAUUAUGAGAUUAGCUACACAGAGUGCUGUUGUGAUAUUCAGCAUUGGUAGUACUAGUUGUAUGUGUCAUGCAAUGAAGAGUUUGUUUAGUGGAAUGGGAGUGAAUGCAAUGGUUCAUGAAUUUGAUCAAGAUCCAAAACCAUUCAUGAGGUUACUUGGAAAUUCAACAUCACUUCCUGUUGUUUUCAUUGGUGGCAAGUUAGUUGGUUCUAUGGAUACAGUUUUGGCUUUUCAUAUCAAUGGUUCUCUGGUUCCUCUUCUCAAACAUGCUGGUGCUUUAUGGCUUUAAUUAGAUCCUGACAUGAGUUUAAUAUCUUAAUCCUUAAGUUGGAAGAAUUAGUCAUAUUUAUAUCC